GGAGCGCAAACACUAACCCGGAAGCUCUCACUUCAACACGGGUGUUCUUGUGCGUUGAAUGAACGUGAAGCAGCAUCUGCGAAGGCAGUGAAGUCAACGGUGUAACUUCAAACGGACUUCUUUUUUUUAAGUAAACAAGGCAGUAAACGACAAAAUGAGCCUUUUAAACAAGCCAAAGUCGGAGAUGACCCCAGAGGAGCUGCAGAAGCGUGAGGAGGAGGAGUUCAACACUGGACCCCUGUCCGUCCUCACACAGUCGGUCAAGAACAACACGCAGGUCCUCAUCAACUGCAGAAACAACAAGAAGCUUCUCGGCCGUGUCAAAGCUUUCGACAGACAUUGCAACAUGGUUCUGGAAAACGUGAAGGAGAUGUGGACGGAGGUACCCAAGAGUGGCAAAGGCAAGAAGAAGUCGAAGCCCGUGAAUAAGGAUCGCUACAUCUCCAAAAUGUUCCUGAGAGGAGACUCGGUCAUUGUGGUGCUGAGGAACCCUCUCAUCACAGGCAAAUAGACUGUCAGAGUAACACAUGCGCACCCCCUUUCCUUUUGGUUGAGUCAAGUCUGGUCGAAUGCAAGCCUGCACACAUGCAGUUGCAGAGAAUCAUUGUGUUUGUAUUUGAGAUGUUUGAUCUAUGGAACGAGCGAAUCUACCUUGGUUGUUUACCCCCCUCACCCUGAUUUGCUUUCUUUACAGUUUUAGUUUAAUACUUUUCUAAAAUAAACAUGGUGACUAGA
Engraulis encrasicolus (European anchovy) is the source of this 735-nucleotide messenger RNA. It is a transcript of the gene snrpd2, whose product is annotated as small nuclear ribonucleoprotein D2 polypeptide. Gene Ontology annotation, cellular component: precatalytic spliceosome; U2 snRNP; U1 snRNP. Lineage: Eukaryota; Metazoa; Chordata; Actinopteri; Clupeiformes; Engraulidae. Gene Ontology annotation, molecular function: RNA binding. Gene Ontology annotation, biological process: RNA splicing; spliceosomal snRNP assembly. Bases 155 to 511 code for a protein of 118 amino acids. The transcript has 3 exons. The record is from RefSeq and is a predicted model, not a curated record.